UCAACCCGUGGAGUUAUAUAAUAAAACGUAACUCAAUCCAUUUUCGGACCAAAAGAGCAUCACAACAACAAAUCAAAUAUUUUGAGUUUCAAACCCUUAGAGCAUGGAGAUAUCGAGGAGGGAACAUGUUUUAUCGGUCCACCAGUGUCUAAGCGUGAGCUUCCACGUCUCUCUCAUAGUACGUUGUGCUAGAUACGCAAGCCGAGUCUCCAAGAAGCUUAAACUCAAAGGACGUCCUAAGGAGCUUUUGACGACUUUAAGCAACAAGGCCAAGACUAUGGCUGGUCGGAAGAAAAAAGCUUACGACGGCUGUGGAGGUACAAAAGCAAAGACGGGGUUGGAGAUGGUGAUAGAGGAGGAAGAGGAGGAGGAAUAUGGCAUUUGGCAGAGAAAGAUUUUAAUGGGAGACAAAUGUGAGCCGUUGUGUUAUUCCGGAGUGAUCUUCUACGAUUGUAGUGGACAUCAAGUAAAGGAACUGCCUCCGAGAUCGCCAUGUUCCAUUUGGGUGCCGGACCGGCCGACCCGUUCACAUGUUGGGUCGGUGUUAAGCUCGACGGAAGAGGAAUUUUAAUUGAUGUUUUGUUUGGUGUUUCAUGAGGUGAGUGAUGAUUAAACUCUCUAGAAGUUUCGUUAAUCCCUUGUGAUUGGUGGAUGCUAUCAAAUAUUUUACGCAGAUUAUUGUGUAAUCUAUUUGGCAAACUAAU
Molecule: messenger RNA, 704 nt
Organism: Brassica oleracea var. oleracea
Lineage: Eukaryota; Viridiplantae; Streptophyta; Magnoliopsida; Brassicales; Brassicaceae
Exons: 1
Coding region: 104-571 (155 amino acids)
Source: RefSeq, a predicted model, not a curated record